GUGGAGAGGGGCACAGCCUUCCGUUAGAAGUCAACGCUAUGGGAGUUAUCUGAGUGAGAGACAAGCGACAUGAGUUGCAGCUGACAUCAAACCUUUAAAACGGCAGCUUACUCAAACGACGUUUUUUUUUCAGUUAUUAGGCCUAUUUCGAUUCUGCAACAGACGUCCCGGAUCGAACUAUCAGGUUACACUACUGGGAGCUAAAUCUUGUACAAGUGUUUCUAAACUGGGGGAACCGAAGCAGGAUGUACCAUGAAGACAGCGCGAAUGCACUCAGGCCACGAUAUGGAUCCAUUGUGGAUGACGAGAGGCUCUCGGCCGAGGAAAUGGACGAGAGGAGACGACAAAACAUCGCCUAUGAAUACCUGUGUCACCUAGAGGAAGCCAAACGGUGGAUUGAGGCAUGUGUGGAGGAGGAGCUGCCGCCCACCACUGAGCUGGAGGAAGGCCUGCGCAAUGGAGUCUACCUCGGCAAGCUCGCCAAGUUCUUCGCACCCAAGAUGGUGUCUGAGAAGAAGAUCUACGACCGAGACCAGUCCCGCUACAGGAGGACCGGACUUCACUUCAGACACACGGACAACACAGUGCAGUGGCUUAGGGCCAUGGAGUCUGUGGGUUUGCCCAAGAUAUUCUACCCUGAAACGACAGAUGUGUACGACCGCAAAAACAUGCCCAAGGUGAUCUACUGCAUCCACGCACUGAGCUUGUAUCUGUAUAAACUGGGAAUUGCCCCCCAGAUCCAAGACCUGCUGGGAAAGGUGGAUUUUACAGAGGAGGAAAUUAGUAACAUGAGGAGUGAGCUGGAGAAAUAUGGCAUCCAAAUGCCCACCUUCAGCAAGAUCGGUGGCAUUCUGGCCAACGAGCUGUCAGUGGACGAGGCAGAGCUACAUGCAGCUGUGUUUGCCAUCAACGAGGCCAUAGGCAAGGGCCAGGCUGAGGGCACCAUGAAGGCCCUGAGCAACCCCAACGCCAUGCUGAGGAACACACAGGUCGCCUUGGCACAGGAGUACCAGGAUGCCCUGAGCCCAGCCCUGAAGAUCAAAGAGAACCAGCCCUUAGGACCGCGUUCAGCCCUUCCCACUGAGGAGAGGGAUGUUUACGAGGAGCUGCUCACACAGCAGGAGAUCCAGAGCAUUAUCGACUUGGUGAACACACAGGCAGCUGUGCGGAGGGUGAACCAGGCCAUAGAUGCCCGGGACGAAGCCGCCCUUCUGGCAGCACUGGGGCUACCGGCCCUGGGCCUGGUGGGGAUCUCCGCGGCCCACGCCCACUGGUACCUGGAGCACUUGACAUCCCACAGGGAGCACAGAAAUCAGGACGCUGGGUAUGCCGUGCAGCUGGAGAGGGAAGAGAUUCAGAGAGCCAUCAGCUCCUGCAACGACUUUGCUGAGGCAGAGAAGAGAAAGCUGGAAGCCAUCACUGCCAUCAAUGCCGCCAUUCGCCUUGGUGACAUGGAGGAGACUGUGGAGCAGCUAAUGAACCCCGAGGCCCAGCUGCCAAUUGUGUAUCAGAGCGCCGCCAAGCUCUACCAGGACGAGCUCUUCAGCCUGCAGAUCCAGGGCAGCAGGAGCACCCCUGACCUCAGCCACCAGGAGCUGUGCGUUGCCGUGGAGAUGCUGUCAGCAGUGUCUGUGCUGAACGAGGUCCUGGACACCAAGGACCCAGUGGCUGUCACCGAGCUGCUGUGCGACUCCCCACUGGGCUUCAGCAACAUUGACCACGAGAACAUGCAGAGGUACGCCGACACGCUAAUCAUCAUGAGGGCUGAGGCUUUAGCACAGGGCCAGGACUUCCUCACCUGGAACGAUGUUCAGAAGUGCGUCGACGCGGUCAACCAACAAGUCCACGAGGAGCACGAACGAGUCAUAGCAAUAGCUGAGAUCAAUGAAGCAAUGACCUCCGGUGACGCGGAGAAGACUCUCUCUGCCCUCCUGUUGCCCACGGCCAAACUACAGGGAGUGAAUCCAGACACAGCAAAACACUACCACGACGUACUGCUGCACACCAAGGACCUCAUAUGCAAGGUCUUGCCAUUUGGCGUCGAGCAAACGAGCUCAGGGGACGAGUCGGCGGUGCUGUGGUUGGACCAGAUCCAGGCGGCCAUACACACUGCUAACCAGGAAGAACAGGAAGCCCUCAGACUGGCGGAGGCAGUGGCUGACAUCAACCUGAGGGUGACGGAGGGAGAUACCCAGGGUACACUGCAGGCUCUGCAGGCCCCCUGUGCAGGUCUGCGAGGAGUCAUGGCCGAAUGUGCAGACGACUAUCAGUCAGAGCUGGGCAAGCAACAGGCUCUCAACGCUGCUGAAGGUGGGGAUGCUGGAGUUUGGGUGAAGCACAGGAUAAAGGACAAGUAUGGCUACUACUAUAACCUGCAGACCAAAGAAGGGACCUGGAAUGAGCCAGAGGAGUUUGUACACAACACCUCACAGCUAACCAAAGAGGAAAUACAGAGCACUGUGGGAUGCGUGACCGCAGAGUACAACAGAGAGCAGCUCUGGUUGGCCAACGAGCCGCUCAUCAUCCUGCUCCAGGCUCAGAUUCGUGGAUACCUGGCGAGGAGGGCCCUGGCUGAAAGACUGGAGUAUCUACGGCAACAGGAGCCCAGUGUGGUCAAACUACAGGCUUCUUGGAAGGGAUACAAACAGAGGAAAUCUUAUAAAGAGAGACUCGGCACACUUCAAAGCAAUGUGGGAUCAGCGGUUAAGAUCCAGUCUUUGGUGAAAAUGUGGAUAGCUAAAAGCAGGUACACUAAAAGGCUGCAGUAUUUCAAAGACCAUGAGAAAUAUAUUGUGAAGAUCCAGGCCUUCCUAAAAGCAAACAAAGCUAGAGAUAACUACAAAACACUCACUGGCGCCCAGGACCCCCCUCUGGCAGUGGUCCGUAAGUUUGUCCACCUCCUGGAGCAGAGCAGCCUGGAUCUGCAAGAGGAGCAGGAAGUGACACAGCUGAGGGAGGAAUUGGUCACCAAAAUUCGCUCCAACCAGCAAAUGGAGAAGGACUUAAAUUUGAUGGACAUUAAGAUUGGCCUGUUGGUGAAGAACAGGAUCACACUACAGGAUGUGGUGUCACACAGCAAGAAGAUGAAGAGCAAGAAACACAAGACGAGUAACGAGAGCUUGGCUGUGGGGGCCUGCCAGGGGAUUAAAGGAUUGAGCAAAGGGAAGAGGACAAGACUGGAGGCCUACCAGCAUCUCUUCUACCUGCUACAGACCAACCCAUCCUACCUAGCCAAGGUCAUCUUCCAGAUGCCUCAGAACAAGUCCACCAAGUUCAUGGACACUGUGAUCUUCACCCUCUACAACUACGCCUCCAACCAGCGCGAGGAGUACCUCCUGCUGAAGCUGUUUGAGUCGGCCCUCAAGGAGGAGAUCAAGUCUAAAGUGGACCAGAUUCAAGACAUUGUGACGGGGAACCCCACAGUCAUUAAGAUGGUGGUGAGUUUCAACCGUGGCGCUCGCGGCCAGAAUGCCCUGCGGCAGCUGCUGGCCCCCGUGGUGAGGGAGAUCAUCGAGGACAAGAGCCUGGGCAUCAACACCAACCCUGUGGACAUCUACAAGGCCUGGGUCAACCAGCUGGAGACACAAACCGGACAGGCCAGCAACCUGCCUUACGAGGUGACUGCUGAGCAGGCUCUGUCCCACGAGGAAGUGCGGGCCAAGCUGGAGUCGUCCAAUCAGAUGCUGUGCACAGUGACGGACAAAGUGCUCAGCUCCAUCACUUCCUCACUGGACAGUAUCCCUUAUGGCAUGAGAUACAUUGCAAAGGUUCUGAAGAACACGCUCCAUGAGAAAUUCCCGGACGCCACGGAGGACGAGCUGCUGAAGGUUGUGGGGAACCUGCUCUACUACCGCUACAUGAACCCGGCCAUCGUGGCUCCAGACGGCUUCGACAUCAUUGACAUGACGGCGGGCGGGCAGCUGCACUCGGACCAGCGGCGGAACCUGGGCUCCGUGGCCAAGAUGCUGCAGCACGCCGCCGCCAACAAGCUGUUCCAGGACGAGAGCGACCACCUCACCUCCAUGAACCAGUACAUCUCGCAGACCUACCAGAAGUUCAGGGCUUUCUUCCAAGCUGCCUGUGACGUGCCCGUCCCCGAGGAGAAGUUUAACAUGGACGAGUACUCCGACAUGGUGACGCUCAGCAAGCCAAUCAUCUACAUCUCCGUGGAUGAGAUCAUAAACACACACUCACUUGUUUUAGAACACAAAGAAGUAAUUUCCCCCGACCAGAAUGACCCCUUGCAUGAGAUCCUGGACGACCUGGGAGACGUGCCGGACGUGGAGGCUCUACUGGGCGAGGGGGCCAUAGACCCCAGUGACCCUAACAAGGAGACUGUGCUGACCCAGCUGGCCAAGACGGAGAUCUCCCUGACCCUCACCAACAAGUUUGAGCUGCCGGAAGGAGACGCCAAAGACACAAAGGGCCUGAUGAUGAAAACCAAGAAGCUCAUUGGGGACAUCAUAAGGAUCCAGCCUGGAGAUACCCUGACUGAGAUCUUGGAGACCCCAGCCUCUCCUGUCCAGGAGGUAGAUCACACUAAGCUGGUUGAACGGCGUGCGGAGCAGGACGCCAAUGCUCCGGAGGGCCUGAAGAGUAGCCAGGCAGCCCUGGAGGACCGUCAGCUGCCCCUGGAGCAGAAGAAGAGGAAGAUCAGCCGCAACCUGCGCACCCUGGAGCAGGCCGGCCUCGUCAGCAGCUCCAACAAGUACCAGGACGUCAUCAACGACAUCUCUAAGGACAUACGGUACCAGAGGCGCUACAGACAAAGAAGGAAAGCAGAGCUGGUUAAGCUUCAGCAGACACUGAGCGCCCUGAACUCCAAGGCAGCUUUCUAUCAGGACCAGAUCAACUACUAUGACACCUACAUCAAAACAUGUUUGGACAACCUGAACAGGAAAAAUGCUCGUCGCUCCAUCAAGCUGGACAGAAAGGUGGAGGACAAGGGCAGCCGGAGGUCCAAGCAGCAGUCCCUCAAGUACACCGCUGCCAAGCUCCACGAGAAGGGCGUCAUUCUGGAAAUCGAGGGCCUACAGACCAAUCAGUUAAAGAAUGUCAUGUUUGACAUUUCCCCCUGCGAGGAAGUGGGGGACUUUGAGGUGAAAGCCAAACUCUUGGGAGUGGAGAUGGAGAAGGUGCAGCUCCAUUUCCAGGAUCUGCUGCAGCUUCAGUACGAGGGAGUUGCCGUCAUGAAGAUGUUCGACAAGGCCAAAGUCAACGUCAACCUGCUCAUCUUCCUCCUCAACAAGAAGUUUUAUGGGAAGUGAAAGAAUGUGUGUGUGUGUGUGUGUGUGUGUGUCUGUGUGUGUGUGUGUGUGUGUGUGUCUGUGAGUGUGUGUGUG
Molecule: messenger RNA, 5342 nt
Organism: Clupea harengus (Atlantic herring)
Lineage: Eukaryota; Metazoa; Chordata; Actinopteri; Clupeiformes; Clupeidae
Gene: iqgap2
Product: IQ motif containing GTPase activating protein 2
Biological process (GO): regulation of GTPase activity; mitotic actomyosin contractile ring assembly actin filament organization
Cellular component (GO): cell cortex
Molecular function (GO): calmodulin binding; GTPase activator activity; actin filament binding
Source: RefSeq, a predicted model, not a curated record